UGCCCAUACGUCAGAUUCAGUUUCUGUCUGCUGGCGUUGCCUUCAAAAUACAAUGACUACGUGGACAGUAUUCAUUCUCUUUUUUCUCUUUUCCUUUUUAGAAUUGGGAAGGUAUUCUGUGGAUGCCGAAAAAUAUGACGACAACGAUGAGGUCAAGCUGUACGUUAACAAAGUUGGCCCAUACAACAACCCCCAUGAAACCUACCACUACUACAGUUUACCUGUCUGUAUUCCAGAAAAGAUUGAGCACCGCAGUUUGUCUUUGGGAGAGGUACUGGAUGGAGACCGUAUGGCAAAAUCAUUGUAUAAGUUGAAAUUCAAAAUGGACCUUGAAAAGAAAACACUUUGCACCUUGAACCUGAAGAAAAAAGAACUAGAAAAGCUUUCUGAAGCCAUUGAGGAUCAGUAUUAUUUUGAAUUUGUGGUAGAUGAUUUGCCACUAAGAAAUUUUGUGGGACAUUUGGAAGAGGGACGCCUUUUCCCUCACACUCACAAAAUCAUGGUCUGGACGCAAUACGAUUUUGUCUUUGAAUACAACGACCGGCAAAUCAUUAGUGCCAAUGUCUCUGUCAGCGAAGGCGUCGAGUUGCCUGAGACGCCUGAAGACGAUCUGGAAAUAACUCAUACGUAUAGCGCCAAAUGGGUCCCUACCAGCGUUAAGUAUGAGGACAGGCUGGAUCGUUUUAAAGCUCGCAAAUUCUUCCCAAUCACUUUGGAAAUUCAUUGGCUCUCCGUCAUGAAUUCUAUGGUAUUGGCUUUCUUACUCAUCAGCUUCGUGGCCGUCAUCUUGAUGCGCAUCGUGAAAAAAGAUUUCGCACGGUACAGUGAAGAUCCCGCAGGUAUUUAUGUAGACGAGUACGGCUGGAAAAUCAUCCACUCUGACGUCUUCCGCUUUCCGCAGCGGAAAAUGCUGUUUUGCGCUAUAUUGGGCGUAGGCUCACAGUUGCUCUGCAUGGCAACCAUCAUCAUCGUUCUGGCAUUGGCCGGUCAGUUUAGCGUGCAUCGCCACGGGGCCGUCAAUGUAGCCUCCUGCUUCCUCUAUGCCCUGACGUCCAUCGUCAGUGGCUUCGUGGCCUGUCGGUUUUUCAAACAAAUGGGCGAAGGAUUCCGAUGGGUCCAAUGUGUUCAUCUAACGUCGUGCCUUUUCGCUGUCCCAUUCUUCGUCCUUUGGGGCAUUCAAAACACAGUGGCCUGGAUGUACCAUUCUACUCAAGCACUGCCCUUCACCACUGUCGUCCUCAUGAUGAUGGUCUGGCUCUUUAUCGGUUACCCAUUAACUGUUUUGGGCGGGAUUUUUGGCAAGAAUGCUGCGGGUGAUUUUGAUGCGCCCUGCCGUGCCAAAAACAUACCAAGGGAGAUACCAUACACACCGUGGUACCGUUCGUGGAUAAUGCACUAUCUGGUUGGUGGAUUCCUGCCGUUUAGUGCCAUCUCAGUGGAGUUGUAUUACGUCUUUGCCACCCUUUGGAGUCGGGAGCCGUACACUCUCUACGGCAUUCUGGGUUUGACGUUCAUUAUCGUCCUCUGCGUGACAGCGACAGUGUCCAUCGCGCUGACGUAUUUCCAACUGGCCAUCGAAGAUCACGAAUGGUGGUGGAGAUCCAUUUUUGCUGCGGGAUCUACCAGCGUUUUCAUCUUCUUGUACGCGGCGUUUUAUUAUUUCCGGCGUUCCAACAUGUCGGGCUUCUUUCAAACUGUCGAAUUCUUUUCAUCCAUUUUUAUCACUUGUUAUGCCUUUUUCUUGGCACUCGGUACGGUUGCUUUCUUUGCAUCGCUCAAAUUUGUGCGAUAUAUUUAUGGUAGUAUUAAAAUGGACUGAGUUU
Messenger RNA from Daphnia carinata, 1823 nucleotides. RefSeq names its product transmembrane 9 superfamily member 1-like. The transcript has 5 exons. Gene Ontology annotation, cellular component: membrane. Bases 53 to 1819 code for a protein of 588 amino acids. Lineage: Eukaryota; Metazoa; Arthropoda; Branchiopoda; Diplostraca; Daphniidae. Gene Ontology annotation, biological process: protein localization to membrane. The record is from RefSeq and is a predicted model, not a curated record.